Molecule: messenger RNA, 1827 nt
Organism: Lodderomyces margitis
Lineage: Eukaryota; Fungi; Ascomycota; Pichiomycetes; Serinales; Debaryomycetaceae
Product: Zn(II)2Cys6 transcription factor
Exons: 3
Coding region: 1-1827 (608 amino acids)
Biological process (GO): positive regulation of transcription by RNA polymerase II
Cellular component (GO): nucleus
Molecular function (GO): transcription cis-regulatory region binding; DNA-binding transcription factor activity, RNA polymerase II-specific; zinc ion binding
Source: RefSeq, a predicted model, not a curated record
AUGGGGAAAAUAACCAGAGUGCGGACAGGCUGUUGGACCUGCAAGAAACGGCACAGGAAAUGCGAUGAGGCGAAGCCGUUCUGUAACAACUGCAAAAAUACCGGACGAAAAUGCGAAGGGUAUGAGUUACGACUUUCAUUUGACUUUUUCCAGCAGGGUGGUGGGAAGAAGAAAAAGGCGCUGCAUAAGACGUCUCCAGCGGUUGCCGAGGCGGAGGUAAAGGAACGGUGGUCGAAAGAAACUAUGGUCAAACAAGUGGGUGAGGGACCAUUGAUGCAACCUACUAAUGACCCACAUUAUUCGACGCUGGCCCAAAACCAGAAUCAACCUCCAAACGAUCUGCAUUAUCCUUUGCGGGUCCCAAAUAAACCUCUACAGCCCACACAAGCGGACAGCCUGCCGACACCUGUACUUGGAACUGCUUCAUCAAGUACAAACUUGAACCAAUUCAGCAGCACCCUAUUUGAAGAUCUUCAAUCACUUUUGUCGUCAACAAUGUAUGACCCAUUGAGGGAAAGCGACGUCUCACCCGACAGUCAAAUCUCACCUUCUUUUUACGAUUUUGCCAAUUUCGAUCUUCAAAUUAUUGAUUUCAUGGACAAGUCUCAGAUUUUCGAUGCUAAUCACAGACUAUUACUUGAUAAUUUUGACUCCAAAAGUUCCUCUGGCACCAUACCAACGGCGCCGCCUGAUACGCCAUCCUUAUUUGCCAUGAGCCAUCAAGAAGAAAACAUGAUGUUGAAACAUUUUUUUAAAAAGUUGUUGCCAUUGUUGGAUGGGCAUCCGAAGUCGCCUUGGCCCGAUUUAGCAUUGCAAUAUUGUGAUUUUGAUAUAGCCAGGAGCUGUUUCAUAUCAUUGGCUUGUAUCCACAUGUACGAGAGUCGAGCUGGUGGGAGUGAGCUAUACCAAAAGGGUCUUGCUCACAUCAACAACACCAUGGACCAUUUAAUACAUUACAUUCGUGAGAAUUCAAACAAGAUGAACAAUCACCAUGAUGCCAAUGACGCUGCGAUUGACACAAACAAGAAGUAUAUCAGCUAUUUUGUCAUAUUAGUUCUAAUGAAUGUGCACGUGCUAUUUGCUGUUCUCGAAAAGGGCAAGAGCUCCAUUGUUCGAGAGUUUUUUAGAAUAUUCGCUGUCAUAUGCAAAGAUUCUAUAUUCUACAACCAAGUGUUAAAGACGAGUCACAAAAAGAGGUCUUUGGCAGUUGUACUUAGCUGGUACGAUACAGUGGGUGCGAUUGUCACUCCAGACUGCCGUGAGCCAUUUUGUUCACCGCAAUGGUAUGGUAGAUCUAACGACGAUAUUUCCACCUCGAAGAUGAUGGGAUGUCCUGGUGAAAUCUUUGUCGCAAUGGCUGAAGAUGUCGCAUAUCUGCGAAUACGAUAUUCGCUAGUAAGUUACCGUGACUACGUUUUAACCCACGAGGAGGAUAGCAAUGAAUCCUACCCCAACCGACUAAAUUGUGCAUUGUGCUGGUCAUUAGCCGUUUGGAUUACUUUGAAUCGAGUAGUUGAACCCGAGGACUACCUCGCAACGAACCAAAAAUUAGCCAGCGAAUUCAUUCAUACUUAUGACAAUAUGGACCCCAAGUCGUCGUUGGUCACACAAAUGGUGUGGCCUGUUUAUGCUAUCGGAUGUGAAUGCAAGAGUGAUUGGGAAAGAUCUAAUGUGAUUCGGUUUAUGGAAAAUCUUUAUGAGAAUACAAAAAUGGGAACAACUGCGUCGUUGAAAGAAAUUGUCCAACAAGUGUGGGAAAGGAACAUUACACAGGAGCAGUAUUUAACUGAGUGGUUAGGGAAGAAUGUUGAUUAUUUACCAGUGUAG